Molecule: messenger RNA, 432 nt
Organism: Staurois parvus
Lineage: Eukaryota; Metazoa; Chordata; Amphibia; Anura; Ranidae
Source: the annotation of a GenBank genome assembly
UGCACUGGUGGGUGGCACUGGUGGGCUGCAUUGGUGGGUGGCACUGGUGGGCGGCACUGGUGGGCACAGGUGGGUGGCACUGGUGGGCACAGGUGGGUGGGCACAGGUGGGUGGCACUGCUGGGCACAGGUAGGUGGCACUUCUGGGCACAGGUGUGACACUGCAGAGUGGCACAGGUGGAUGCACUGCUGGGCACAGGUGGGUGCACUGCUGGGCACAGGUGGGCGGAGUUAGUGGGCGCACUGCUGGGCACAGGUGGGCGGAGUUAGUGGGCGCACUGCUGGGCACAGGUGGGCGGAGUUAGUGGGCGCACUGCUGGGCACAGGUGGGCGGAACUUGCGGGUGGCACUGCUGGGCACCGAUCAUCAGGCACUGAUCAUCACGUGUCAUUGGACACCGCUGAUCACGUGGUAAAAGACCGCUGUGAUUGGC